Molecule: messenger RNA, 2704 nt
Organism: Diceros bicornis minor
Lineage: Eukaryota; Metazoa; Chordata; Mammalia; Perissodactyla; Rhinocerotidae
Gene: TMCO6
Product: transmembrane and coiled-coil domains 6
Exons: 11
Coding region: 1293-2672 (459 amino acids)
Biological process (GO): protein import into nucleus
Molecular function (GO): nuclear import signal receptor activity; protein binding
Source: RefSeq, a predicted model, not a curated record
CUGCUGAGAGACGACGCCCCGGGGGAAGCCGAAGAGGGAUGUGUGGCCAUGAUCCUCGGGGAAGCCGAGAGCUCUGGAGUCUUUACCUGCCUCGCCAUCGCAGCUGCCACCACCCUCUUCUCUGGAUACUUACAGCAGCCUCCUAACAGGUCAUCUGCAUCUCUGCUUGCCGUUCUCAAAUUUAUUCUCCAUACGUCAGUCAGAUGUGUCUUAAUAACACACAGAGACCAAAAUCCUUGCUGUGACCUAUAAAGUCCGGCAUGGUUUAACCAUUUCCUACCUCCAACUUUAUCUAAGCUUGCUCAUCUCAGCCAAACUGUCACCUUUUCAGUUCUUGGAACAAUAUAUCAAGCUCUUUCCUGUCUUCAAGGCCUUUGGAUUUUCUGUAUCUAAUGUGGGUCCCUUUUGGUAUGCUGUCUUGAUAGCCUGUUUGCAGAAUAUUAAUGAUACUAAUUGUUUGCUUGUUUAUUAUCGUUUCUUCAACUAGACUUUAAAUCAUGGGAACCUAGACCCUAUCUUAUUUGUCAUCACUGAAAACUCAGAUGCCUGUACAACAUUUGGCAUAUAGUAGAUGCUCAAAAUUUAUUGAAUAAGUGAAUGAAAUAAUUGGUUUUAGCUCGUUUAUUCAUUCAGCAAGCAUUGGGCAUUCCCUGUACUUAUAUUUUCUAUGUUUACAUAUACCGUUUACAGAGGACGCCUAGGUUAUACCAUUUAUUCAUGUGUGCUUACGUUAUGCCAGAACACUGUGCUGGGUACUGAGGUACGAAGAGAUGAAAAAAUAGUCCCUUUCUUUGAAGUGUUCACAGCCCAGUGAAGGAGACGGAUGUGCUACCACCUGUCAUAGAGGAAACAUGAAGCACAAUAGAAAGCUCUAAGUCUGCCAGAGGAAGCCAGAAAGAGCUGACUUCCCAGAGGCAGUGACAGGAGUAGAGCUCUGAAGGAAGUGGAGGACCUGGGGAGGGUAUGCCAGGCAGAAGAAAUAGAUAGUACAAAAGCUUGGCAGCAUUACAACACAAGUCAUGUUAUGCUAGGUGUUGUUGGAGUGCAGGUUGCAUGGGGAGAAUAGCUGGAGGGGUGGGUUAUGCUGAGAGGUUAUCCUUGAAACAACUCUGUAAGAAGGCGGGGUAGAUGUUAUUUCCAUUUUUCAGGUGAGAAACUGAGGUUUAGGUCCCUUGUAGAGUAAGUGGCAGGGUUGGUAUUAAACCCAGUUCUGAUUCCCACUUGUCCACUCUACUGCAAGGUUGGUGCUGAUUAGCCAUAGUGUGAGUGACAAGUUCUAGGGAUGGUGUGAUAUGGGAGGGCUCAUAGGUGAAGUGGGCAGAGCAGGACUUAUGACUUGCUUUUUGGCAACUGUGUGUUGCCAUCUCUCCUCUCCGUGCCCUGGGGUCCAGAUCCAGCAGUUCCUGCGGUUAGCCCAGCGGGGGACAGAGGAAAAGGAGAGAGAGAGGGCUCUGGUCAGCCUUCGUCGAGGCUUGCAGCACCCUGAGACGCAGCAGACCUUCAUCUGGCUGGAGGGAAGCAUGCGGACUCUGGUCGGCCUCCUGACCAGCAACCAGGCUCUCCUGCAGCUUGAGGCGGCUCGGUGCCUUCAUGAGCUCUCUCAUUCUGAGCAGUCUGCGGUGGCUGAGGCCUGCCUGCCAGCCACUUCCUACCUUCUCACCUACCUCUCCGGUCACAGCUCAGACUUUAUAGAGCUCUGUCUGUAUACACUGGGUAACCUGAUCGUGGAGAGUGAGGCUGUGAGAAGGCAGCUCCUGCCACAGGGCAUUGUUCCUGCCUUGGCUGCCUGCAUCCAGUCCCCCCAUCUGACUGUGCUAGAAGCCCUUGGAUAUGCCUUGUCCCAGCUUCUGCAGGCUAAGGAAGCUCCAGAGAAGAUCAUCCCCUCUGUCCUGGCCUCCACUCUACCACAGCACAUGCUGCGACUGUUGCAACCUGGCCCAAAGCUGAACCUUGGGGUUGCUAUGGAGUUUGCCUGGUGCCUUCACUACAUCACCUGCAGCCAGGUCAACAAUGACCUGCUCAUCACCCAUGGGGCUCUGUCCACCCUGGGGCUGCUGCUGUUGGACUUAGCUGGGGCUGUCCAGAGAACUGAGGAUGCAGGACUGGAGCUGCUGGCAUGCCCUGUGCUCCGAUGUCUAAGCAACUUGCUAACAGAGGCAGCGGUGGAGGCUGUGGGAGGGCAAAUGCAGCUCAGAGAUGAGCGUGUUGUGGCAGCCUUAUUUAUCCUUCUGGAGUUCUUCCUCUGGAAACAGCCCAGCCUGCUUCCUGAGGGCCUCUGGCUCCUUAACAACCUCACUGCAAACAGUCCUAGUUUCUGUACCUCCUUGCUCUCCCUGGAUCUGAUUCAGCCCCUCUUACAGUUGUUGCCAGUAUCUAAUGUGGUGAGCAUAUUGGUGCUUACAGUUCUGUGCAACAUUGCAGAGAAGGGUCCUGCUUACUGCCAGCAUCUGUGGCCAGGGCCCCUGCUCCCCUCCUUGCUGGACACACUGGCGUUCUCUGACACUGAAGUAGUAGGCCAGAGUUUGGAGCUGCUUCAACUGCUGUUUCUCUAUCAGCCAGAGGCUGCCCAGGCCUUUCUGCAGCAAUCAGGGCUGCAGGCCCUGGAAAGACAUGAGGAGACACAGCUCCAGGAUCGUGUGCAUGCUCUCCAGCAGAUAGCUCUUCAUGGGUGACCUGGCUUCUCGAUGUCACUUACUCCACUCCU